This is a messenger RNA of Sphaeramia orbicularis (orbiculate cardinalfish), 930 nucleotides long. RefSeq names its product olfactory receptor 6C1-like. NCBI's taxonomy places the organism in Eukaryota, Metazoa, Chordata, Actinopteri, Kurtiformes, Apogonidae. The record is from RefSeq and is a predicted model, not a curated record. Gene Ontology annotation, biological process: detection of chemical stimulus involved in sensory perception of smell; G protein-coupled receptor signaling pathway. The transcript has a single exon. The coding region runs from base 1 to 930 and encodes 309 amino acids. Gene Ontology annotation, molecular function: odorant binding; G protein-coupled receptor activity; olfactory receptor activity. Gene Ontology annotation, cellular component: membrane.
AUGGAUAAUAUUACUGUUGUAAGAAUUUUUACUCUUUCAGGACUGAAUGAAACCAUGAAUUACAAAGUUACCAUAUUUUCAUUCACUUUACUUUACUUCUGUGUGAUUUUAUUUGUUAACAUCUCUGUCAUUGUGAUUAUUAUCUCGGAUGAAAAUCUCCAUCAGCCCAUGUACAUAUUAUUGUGCAUUUUUUGCAUUAAUGGACUUUAUGGGACCUCAGGUUUUUACCCUAAAUUCCUCUUAGAUCUUUUGUCAUCUUCUCCAGAAAUCUCAUAUGCUGGAUGUCUUCUUCAAGCUUUUGUUAUGUAUUCAUUUGCUUGCUGUGAUUUGUCUAUUUUAGCAGUUAUGGCCUAUGACAGAUAUCUGGCUAUAUGUCGACCUCUGCACUAUCACUCAGUUAUGAAUAAGACCAGACUUUCUCAGCUGGUUUGUUUCUCCUGGCUCACACCUUUUUGCAUCUUCUCCAUCAAUGUUCUGCUGACAUCCAGACUGAAACUGUGUGAUUCAAAAAUCCAAAAACUCUUUUGUGUGAACUGGAUCAUUGUGAAACUUGCUUGUCCUGACAGUGACACCAUUUCAAAUAAUGUAAUGUCUUAUGCAACCAUUAUUAUUUAUGUGUGUCAUGGAUUUUUUAUCAUCUGGACUUACAUGCACAUGGUUCGAACCUGUGUGAAAUCUAAAGACGACAGGGUGAAGUUUAUGCAGACGUGUGUGCCGCAUUUAACAUCUUUGACCACGUUCCUCUCAGCGAUACUUUUCGACUUGAUGCACAUGCGAUUCGGCUCUAAAGACUUACCUCAAAACCUUCAGAACUUCAUUGCUAUAGAAUUUCUCCUCAUUCCUCCACUUAUGAAUCCUUUAAUAUACGGACUGAAACUGGCAAAAAUCAGAAAUAGAAUUUUGGGCAUAGUUUAUUUAACAGGAAAAUGA